UGCGGCGCGGCGCUCAGGCGCGGCGCGGGGCAGCCCGCGCGGCGCAGGCCCCGGGUCCUGCGCGUGGCGGCGCGGCCCGGCCCGGCCCGAGAUGGCGGCCAAGAACUUCCGCGUCAGCGACGGCGACUGGAUCUGCCCCGACAAGAAGUGCGGCAACGUGAACUUCGCCAGGAGGACGAGCUGCAACAGAUGCGGCAGAGAGAAGACGACGGAGGCCAAGAUGAUGAAGGCUGGGGGCACGGAGAUCGGGAAGACGCUGGCGGAGAAGAGCCGGGGGCUGUUCAGCGCCAACGACUGGCAGUGCAAAACCUGCGGGAACGUGAACUGGGCGCGGCGCUCGGAGUGCAACAUGUGCAACACCCCCAAGUACGCCAAGCUGGAGGAGAGGACGGGCUACGGAGGAGGCUUCAAUGAACGGGAGAACGUGGAAUACAUAGAGCGGGAGGAGUCCGACGGGGAGUACGAUGAGUUUGGGCGCAAAAAGAAAAAGUACCGGGGGAAGCCGGUGGGUCCUGCCUCCAUCCUGAAGGAAGUGGAAGAUAAGGAAUCUGAGGGGGAGGAUGAGGAGGAUGAGGAUGAAGAUCUCUCCAAGUAUAAAUUGGAUGAGGAUGAGGAUGAAGAUGAUGCUGACCUGUCCAAGUACAACCUGGAUGCCAGCGAGGAGGAGGACACCAACAAGAAGAAGAAGCCGCCGAGGCGCAGCCGCUCCAAGUCCCGCUCCUCCCGCUCGUCCUCGCGCUCAUCCUCUCACUCGAGCUCGAGGUCUAGGUCCAGGUCCCAUUCCAGGAGUUCUUCCAGCUCCAGAUCGAGAUCCCGCUCCAGCUCCAGGGAACAGUCGCGGUCCCGUGGGUCCAAAUCCAGAUCCAGCUCCAGGUCCUACAGGGGGUCUUCCACCCCAAGGAAAAGAUCUUGCUCCAGCUCUCGCUCCUCAUCUUCCCCGGAGAGAGGCAAGAAGCGAAGCCGCUCUAGAUCCUCUUCCUCUGGUGAUCGCAAAAAAAGGCGCUCGAGAUCACGGUCACCCGAAAGACGCCGCAGAUCUUCCUCCGGAUCCUCCCAUUCUGGUUCCCGUACGAGUUCUAAAAAGAAAUAAUGUGUAAAAGCUCACACUUACAAAAACCCACCAAAAUUCCAGUCAGUGCAUGAGACAUUUUUAAGAAGUUGGUGUCUUACUUGGUCAGAAGUGCUCAAUCUGCUAGUAGAGGUGCAUGUCUGUCCUGGCUUUCUGGCAAACUGCAGCUUUGUUCAUCCAUCACCCAAACCCGCAGUAGCAUUUUAAGCCAUAAACUCCCCGGCACAGGGGGAAGUUCUGUGGUGUGGAGGGGGGGUUAUUAUUUUCCCAGAUCAGUUCCCCCACUCCUGGCUCCCUCAGCUGGAGGAGCAGGUUGGGAAUGUCCUGGCACGUGAGUUUUCCAGAGCAGGAUGGGACCACAGCAGGGCAGGGCUGGGGGCACCCAGGGCCAGCAGUGGGGCCGUGGGCUGAGCAGUGUUUGUUUUGCCACGUAGCAGUGCCAGAGCAGAUGGACACCCCUCUCUAGCAGCUCAAAGCCCCAGCCCAUCAUGAUUGCAGAGGGAAUUACCUUCGUUCCUGGCGAGGGAGGACAGUGCUGUGGCUGUGGUGCUUCCCAGAGCCCGGACUCCGGGUCCCUCCUGCCACACGCAGCAGGUGGGAUCUGCUUGGGCCGGAGCAGUGUGGAGCUGCUCCUUGGAAUCAAGGCAAGCUUCCGCAGGCCGCCUGUAAAAUUUCCUUUGGGGCUGACUAAAAUUUGCAAGGUAUCUUAAUUUUAUUUUUCUUUAAAAAUGAGAAUGAAUAAACUGUGUAGAAGGUCCUGGCAUCUUCAACGUCUUCUUCAUCGAGCAUUCUUUUUCCCCUCAACAUAAUUUAUGGCUUAAAAUGCUUUAUGGAAUCCAUUUGAAUAUAAAACUUGGUCUCUCAUGAGCUCCGUUUGGUUAAGAAAGGUUUAAGUUUCUUCAGUGCCAUCACAAGGUAAGUAUGGUAAGGAAAACUCUUCUUUUUAAGCAAGCAAAGAGCAAUAUACCUUCAUUUAUUUCAGUAAUAAAACUGCCAGAUUUGCUGCUUGUUUUGAUAAACUGCACGGAAACAAACGGAGCAAAAUUGAAAAACUCCAUUUGGCUUUUUUUCUCUUUUUUUUUUUCUUUUUUUUUUUUGAGCCAUGUCUUACGGACUGGUCUAGAAGCAAAAUGUUUUUGGUGUAGAGGUAUUUUGAUAAAUCUCUUUGCAGAAAAAAUGCAGUUUCUUCUUUAAUGCUUUCUUUUCUCUCUAAUUUCCAUGCUAAAUGUGUGUAGGUUGCACAAGAGCAGGUUAGUCUGUAACUGUGCCUCUGACUUCAACUAAACUGUAAAACCAGAUCAAGUAGACGCUCUGUUGUUAGCCUUGGGUUUUCUUGUGCUUUGUAUUCCAAUUGUUGCUGUACUUAACAGAUGGGAGGUUUUAAAUUUAGCAACUGAUAGGCCACAGGCAGAGGAGGAGGAGGAUGGUCCAUUUGGCUUAGAGAACGUGUAAGGCAAAAUGAUGCUGUAGACAAGUGUAAAUAAAACCUGUCAGUCAGC
Taeniopygia guttata (zebra finch) is the source of this 2568-nucleotide messenger RNA. RefSeq names its product zinc finger RANBP2-type containing 2 (gene ZRANB2). Gene Ontology annotation, biological process: RNA processing. NCBI's taxonomy places the organism in Eukaryota, Metazoa, Chordata, Aves, Passeriformes, Estrildidae. Gene Ontology annotation, molecular function: RNA binding; lipopolysaccharide binding. The record is from RefSeq and is a predicted model, not a curated record.